AAAAUGAACAGGAAAUGCACCAGAGUGCAUGAUAUAGGAUAUUGUGAUACAAGUGUAUGUAUGGUAUUGAGUCAUCUGUACUUACCCUUGCUCUUCCUCAGACUAUGUCGACUGCCGGCAAGAAGGCCAAGUGUGAACUCCCUCCGUGCCGGGUGUGUAAAGACACGGCAGCCGGCUUUCACUACGGCGCCAAUACUUGUGAGGCCUGCAAGGGCUUCUUCCACCGUAGUCUCAGACGAAAAGGUGAAUACAAAUGUAUCGGUACCGGCAGCGGUUGUAUCGUGGGGCCAGGCAAGCUCAGGUCCUGUCCCAAGUGUCGAUACAAACGAUGUAUCGAUGCUGGAAUGUCAAAGGCUGCAAUUAAGACUGGUCGUUACACAUACGCAAAGAGAAGUCGAGACACCCUGGAAAUCCAACGCCUGCAGCAAUUGGGACUGCUUCAAAGCCUCGAGGGAUCCUCAUCUAGCCUUUCCCAGCUGCCGUAUGCCUCGCCAUUCCCGGCGCACGCCUCUAGCGGUCAUUCCUCUCCAAGCUCUUUGGCAUCACCUUCGACCACAGUUGGCUCCUCCUUGUCUCCUGCAACAAGUCCUUUAGAUAUCACCACUUUUUCUGAUCUGACAUACCCCUUGAGUCCACAAAGCCACGCAUCGCCCCUCCCAUCCUCCUUCUUGACUCCACCCCAUUUCUCACCUCCGUCCAAUCAAGCUCCAACCCCUACGUGGUCGGAUUCUAGACUCAAUGAUUUUAGCCCUGUUUCUCACGACAGUGAGCAGCCUGAAUAUGACGCCAUCAGCGAUUGCGAAGUACAGUACUUCAAGGAUGUAUUCAACACCAACCAAUCAGAACCCCAAUUUUUGUCCCCGCCUCCCAGCCACGCUAGAGAUGAUGCUGCUGCUGACCAAUCAGAAGAUAAGAGAGGACAAAUACUAAAUUUUGACAAUCUACCCACCUUCUUAGACGCUGUCAUUUCUACCUGUAAAAACGACAAUGACAUCACAAAGAACGAUUGGUGUAAAUUUUCAGAGUGCAACCCCACCACUUCUGCAGUGAAUGGCCAUAUGGAAAUUUCAACAACUACCCCACCAAGCUCAAAGUGCACCAUCUCGCCCACUUCACCCGCCAUCACCUCCACAUUUGCCCACCUCCCAUCUUGUGGCUACUCUAAACUCAGAAGCGCAACAGGCGAUACGGCAGAGACUGAGGGGACAGAUAUUCUCGACCUUUCCGAUAACGUGGUUACCUCCUCAAAAAAUGAUGGCCUCAUAGGCAAUGACCUUCUUUUUGAUUGUUUGUAUCGAGGCGUCUCCCCUUACUUCGACAGAGAGAAAAAUGAAUACAACUAUAGCUGCAAUUCGAGUUUAAAGCGAAAACAAUCACAAGGUUUUCAAAACAGCAAGAAGAGAAAGGAAAAUAAUGUACCCGAAGCUUUGAAAUCGGACGAUUUCAACACAUUGUCAAAAACGCUUCAUGGAUUCAUUAACAGUAAACAUGAAUUUGCUGAAUAUCUAUCGACACCAUGCGACUUAUUUAGCUCUGAAAUCAAAAGAGAGUUUGCGGAAGCUGGAGGAUACCCAGGGCAGCCGGAUAUUGAGAAUGAGGUUCUCAAAACUAAAACUCAGUCAAACGAUUUGCAAGAUAUUGAGAACAAAGUGUUGUUGUUUCAACAUUCAGAAUCUGUCCUUUUCAAAAACUCUGGCAAUCAGCUCAGUUUGGUUCUCAAUACCCCAAGGAAAGUACCAGAUGAUUUGAGUAGAAAUGGGGAAAACUAUCAGAUGGACUGUGUCAUCAAAAGAGAGGAUUGUCCCCAAGACGAAAAUAAAUUUUGGAAUGUCGGGGGACAAUUUGGUGUCGCUGAUUUAACUCCGUCUCUGAACAAUACGGAAAACAGCCAUUGUGCUACCUCUGCCAAAAACUCACAUUUUCAUCUGCAAAGGGGCCCAGUUAAUUCAGAUCCCCUGAACUUUCAGAAUAUACAUUUCAUCGGUCGGUCAGGCCAGGUCCCUUCCUCUAGUUACAAUUAUCCAGACCAGUCGAGACAGAUUCCAUUUUCAGAGGACAGUCGUUGUCUUUUCACAAAACCAAGGCCAACUCCUCACAGCCCCAAAUCGUCACCUACCUCAGAGCCGAGCCCUUUGGCGUUUUCGUUAAACAACCCACAAUUAACGUUUUCUGACAUCUUUCCGCCUCAUUUGACACCCAACCCAACUACCUGUGGCAGCACCCCUGCGUCUUCGGUGGCAUGCAUUGAAAAGACCUCGGCGUCACUUGGCGGAACAGCUGCUGUAACAUCAUUUUCUGAGAUAACUCACGCGGCGUCAUUGCCUCAAACGUCUCCAGUGACGUCGAUGACAGUCAUUUCUUCUGUCCCGUCGGUCGCUGAGAUGUCCCCUGCGACGGCCUCAACCUUUGAUCUUGACCUGCCAUCUUGGACUGACCUAGAGCAGACGAUAGAUCAGCUGGUUAAAUCUCACAACAAGCAUGUCCGUGACUUGAACGAGGAUGCCCUUCGUCCGUGCAAGUUGAAUUACUCAUUUCAGCCAAGGCCUCAAUCGCCAGAUGAGGACAGAGACAGAGAUUCUAAACACAACGCUUUGGGCUAUUCAGAGUUAGAGAUCCGCUUAGAGAAAUCCGUCAGAAGACUCGUCAAAUUCGCCAGAUCGAUACCAGGAUUUUCUUCACUCCCGCUGAAAGAUCGGAUGUCCCUCAUCAAAUAUCGUACAACGAUUGGUUCAUCCCGCGCUGCCCAGAGCAUCACGGGCCGAGUGACCUCAUGUCUUCUGCAUGCGCUGGCAGGAAAUCACAACAGACCGGGCUUAGUGCUAUCCCGAAUUGUGUCUCUGCUAACUGAGGUGCGCACUUUAUCCCACGAUAUCAUGUUUAAAAUCAGCCAAAUAGGAGCUCACCACAGUCCCUUGCUCAAGGAGAUGUACUCCGGGAUUUUCCGUUAAUCCUGAAUCUUGACCAGCUCAAAAUUCGACACCAGUUUCGGGGUUUUCCACUGAUCCGAAUACUCGAAUGACUAGCAAUUCGACCCAACGACGCAAGGUCCGGGAUUUCCCGUCUGAUCCAGUCACUCAAACCGCACAGAACUGGGCACAUGACAGAGAUCAAGGAAACCUGUCCUGCUGUUGACAGGCACUGUUGAGGACGGCUGUAGGGCUUGCUGUUGAGGACGCUGUUGAGAGCAACUAGGCGUAGGGCGUGCACAAUUGCCCCCACAUUGCUCCCAUAAAAACAAAUCAAGACUACGGCAGCACAGACGAGUGGAAAGAGCAAAAAUUGCCAAAGAGUCCACAACCAGAUUCACAGAUUUUUGGUGUAACUACGAGUUUCUCGCCUCACCUGUACCUCAAAUGACAACUUGUUAUGUCGAUGAACAAUUGAUGAUAUGAUAUAGAUGAAAUAGAUGUACUAAUGUGAUAUACGACUGAA
Molecule: messenger RNA, 3432 nt
Organism: Aplysia californica (California sea hare)
Lineage: Eukaryota; Metazoa; Mollusca; Gastropoda; Aplysiida; Aplysiidae
Biological process (GO): regulation of transcription by RNA polymerase II
Cellular component (GO): nucleus
Molecular function (GO): zinc ion binding; nuclear receptor activity; RNA polymerase II cis-regulatory region sequence-specific DNA binding
Source: RefSeq, a predicted model, not a curated record